Molecule: messenger RNA, 3498 nt
Organism: Lytechinus variegatus (green sea urchin)
Lineage: Eukaryota; Metazoa; Echinodermata; Echinoidea; Temnopleuroida; Toxopneustidae
Product: tubulin polyglutamylase TTLL7-like
Exons: 18
Coding region: 160-2829 (889 amino acids)
Biological process (GO): protein polyglutamylation; microtubule cytoskeleton organization
Cellular component (GO): cilium
Molecular function (GO): tubulin binding; tubulin-glutamic acid ligase activity
Source: RefSeq, a predicted model, not a curated record
UACGUACGCGCGUACGAUUUAUCGUGACACUCGACAGCUUGUUUCUUAAUCAUCUUUCUUGAGAGUUGAGGUGACAGUAUGACAUCAUUAUGACGAGAAGAAUCUGCAAUUUCAAACAACGGCAUAAACUAUAACCUCUUGCACUACUCGCCACUCAAAAUGGAGUCAAGUGAAAGGCCUUCAUCAUCAAGGGGAGGCAUCCCGUUUCCAACUAGUAGAAAAGCUACAUUCAGUGGAUAUGGUGAAGAGACGCGCCCAGUUACCAAUCACAAGAAGAAACGAAAAAAGCGUCCUAUAUCCAUCAAUGUCACCGGCACAAAAUAUGAAGUCGUGCGGAAAGUUGCAGAGAAGUAUGGGGUGUUGACAAACAGAGAAGAUGAUCCCAACUGCUUCUUGUUCUGGAACGAUACAGCAAUUCCACCUGAAAGAAUAGGAGAAUUGAAGUCAUAUCAGAGAAUUAAUCAUUUUGCUGGAAUGGGGGAAAUAUGUCGGAAAGACUGUCUUGCCAGAAACAUGACCAAGAUGGUCAAGAAGCAUCCUGAAGAAUUCAGUUUCGUUCCCCGAACCUGGAUCUUUCCUGCAGAGUACUCAAGUUUUCAGAACUAUGUUCAUGAUCUCAGGAGAAGAAAGAAGACAAGGACUUUCAUUGUUAAACCUGCGAACGGUUCCAUGGGCCAGGGCAUCACGUUAUACAGGAAUGGUGAACGCAUACCAGCUCAAGAUCACAUGAUAGUACAGGAAUACGUAGACAAACCUUUCCUCCUUGAAGGAUUCAAGUUUGACCUUCGCGUCUACGUCCUGGUGACGUCGUGCGAUCCUUUGAGAAUAUUCCUCUACCCGGAUGGUUUGGUCCGUAUGGGAACGGAGCAAUACAUGCAACCUACUGAUAACAAUGUGGAUCAACUGUACAUGCAUCUCACCAACUACUCAAUCAACAAGAAGAAUGCCAACUUUCAGCGUAGUUCUGACGUGAGCACGGGAAGCAAGCGCUCCAUCUCCUACCUGACUGACUACCUGAGACGCAAAGACUACGACGUCAAUACUAUGUGGAAGAACAUUGCGGAUGUGUUGGUGAAGACCAUCAUCGUGGCUGAACCCCAUGUACUUCAUGCAUAUCGGAACUGUCGACCUGGAGGAAAUACCACCAAUGACAGUGUGUGUUUUGAAAUCCUAGGCUUUGAUGUUCUACUGGAUAGGAAACUCAACCCUUGGGUGCUCGAGGUCAACCGAGCACCAAGCUUUGGAACAGAUGAACAGAUUGAUCUGGACAUCAAGAGUGGUCUGUUGACGGAUUCAUUCCGUCUCAUCAAUAUGAGAACCUCGGAUAAAAGAAAGGGUAUGGCAGCUCAGAAAGCUGAAUCACAGAAGAGAUUACUCAGACCAACUAAACGACUCUCAACAGAACAUAACGAGUUGGAAAAGAGGAGACUAGACAUAGAGCAGCGAAAGGCCGAGAUUAGGGUCAAGUUGACGCAGGUUCGACGAGAGAAUGCACGGGAGGAUUACGAAAAUCGUAACAUGGGACGAUUCCGUCGUAUCUACCCACCCCAUGAUAGAAUGCUAAAAGAGAAGUAUGAUAGAUUGAUAGACGAUGCCUUUGAGAUCUUUCUAUCUGGUAGAGCUGCUACUAUACAAAGGGAUGCGUAUCAAUUACUAUCUGGUCAAGUACAGGAAGAUGAGUUACUGGACAUGUUACAGCAGUGUGAUUUAUCAGAUGGUGAGAGGGAGGGCAGUGCAAAGGUGUUCAGGGGACCAAAGCCUCUGUCAUCCAUGCCAACGGUGGUCAAUCAUGUUGAGGAGGAGGACGACGAUGAUGAGGAUGAUGAUGACGAAUCCGAGAUCUCACCAUCUAGUACUCCAUCCUCCUCCACUAACACCAUCGAUGCAACAGCUCCGGAGGACCGUGUCAGACCUCAUGCGCCUCCACCUAGGACGUCCCGCCCCCCUACACGCCCCUCUCCUCACCCCUCGCCAAGCCCAAUCAGUCCAGGGGUUGGUAGUAGGGCCAGACCACAAUCUGCUCAAAGGCCAGGAUCGGCAAGACCACUGUCAGCAUCCAACAACAUCCGUAGUCUGUCAUCCUCACAGAGGUCUAGAUCGUUAACUCGUCCUAGGUCUUCAACCAAUAGAAUAACAACAGGGUCAAUGGACGAUCUGUCGGCUGCCAUCAGGGAUAAACAGGAUGAGAUUAUCAAGAAGAUGAUAGCCUCCUUGAAGGAAAUGAAAAUUAAAUUCCCAGGAAAAACAGAUGAUGAAGCCACAAUGAUACUGGAUAAGAUACAUGACAACUGGAAGUAUCACAAACCAAGGAUAGCAUCAUAUUGGCUUGUCAAACUAGAUUCUAUCAAGCGCCGUAAGGUGAUUGACAUCGUUCGUUCCAAUGUGAAGGCUCUCAUCCAACGUAUAUGGCGUUGUUCAGAGAUAGAGAACAUCCGUCUCUAUCGUAUCUUAAGCAAGGUGUUUAAUAGGCUCCUAUGGAGUCAUGGACAAGGAUUGUGGAAUUGCUUCUCAUCUUCAGGGAGCUCUUGGGAGACGAUCUUCAGCAAGAGUACGGAGGCAAUAACAGGAUUGGAGAUGAUCUGCUGUAGAAGGGUUGUUGAGUUAUGUCAGGAUUGUCUGCUUAUCGUUUAUCAGUUUGCUGCCGACACCAAGACUAAUAAUAACAACAGUGGAGGGUACUCCGAUUCCAGAACUCAUCAUAGAACUCAGUCCUCAUUGGGACCACCUACGAAGAUUGGAUCCUGGAACAGUGCUAGUCCUACAGCUAUGGUACCAAUAAGUCAACGUAUGUCCCGUCUCUAUCCUACAAACUCGCUAGAGAAACUCUAGAAUCAUGAAUUGUGUGAGAGUGCAUGUCCUACAGCUGUAGGACCGGUCAUUGAGCAUAUGUCGUGACUCUAUCCUUCAAAUUCACCAGAGUAUUCUCUAGGAGCAACAAAGGUUGACAGUUCUAGUCAUAUCGUAUGAAGGUGUCAGCGUAAGUGUCUAUCCAACAAACUUGCUACAGAAACUCCAUAACCAUGUGUUGUGUGAGUGCUAGUCCUAGAGCUGUUGGACAUUUCAUUGAACAUAUGUCAAGACUCUAUCCUUCAAAUUCACAAGAGUAUCUCUAUGACCAUUGAUGGAUGAGGGUUCUAGUCCUGCAGCUAUUGUAUGAAAUUUUCAGUAUGAGUAACAUCUCUGUCCUACAAAACUUGCUACAAAAACUGUAACCAUUUGAUGUGUGAUCGCUAGUUCUAGAGCCGAGCUAUGUUACCAAUGAAUUAAGGUAUCAUGUGGUCUCUAUCCUACAAACUCACAAGAGAAACUCUAGAACCACUGGUCAUAUGAGAGUGCUUGUCCUCUAGCUGUGGGUACCAAUCAGUCGGGGUAAAACUUGUUUCCAACAAACUCCGCAGAGAAAUUGUAUGACCAUGGAUCGUAUUUGCAUAAGAGUGCUAGUCCUAUGGUACUGAGCAGUUAUGGUAUGGCUCGUCUAUAUCCUAUAGAUUCGCGAGA